AUGACCAAUAUCGAUCUCGUUAAUGAGCGAUAUGAAGACAACUUGUAUUUUGAUCCCGCAGUUUUGGAGCGAAACGAAUAUGAAGAUUUCUCUCACUUCGUUGAUAUUGUGUUCGAUAGUAGGGAAGAAUUAAUCAACGAUGGCAAGCAUACUCAUCCUCCGACUUUGUUUCCUCACGGACAUGGUACGACUAGUCGUAUAACUCCACAACAGAAAGCAAGAAUUAAAGAAUUGAGAAAUUCUCACGUGAAGCCAAUGCUAAUCAUGGAUAGAUUGAGGAAAGAUGAUCCGACGAUACAAACUUCUAUGAAGCAUGUUUACAAUGAGUUGGCCAACAUUAAAUCUGAGGAAAUUGAGGGCAUGACUGUUAUUCAGUUUCUGAUGCAUAACUUUCAACAAGGCGAGUAUCGAUAUUGGCAUCGCGUCGAUAGUGAAACGAACAACACAAUAACGGAUGUUAUGUUUGCAUGUCCCGAAUCUAUUAAGUUACUACGACUGUUCCUGUAUGUUAUAUUGAUGGACUGCACAUACAAAACCAAUAAGUAUGGAAUGUCUCUUUUGGAAAUAAUUGGGAUAACUCCAGUUGGGAGGAAUUUUACGAUUGCUUUUGCAUUUAUGUCGCAUGAAGAUGCAGACACCUAUGAGUGGACUAGGGGUGAAAUAUUGAGGCAAAUACGAAUUUAUGGGAGGCAACAAAGACCGAUGUCUAAUAUUCCGACACUGAUACAAUAUUUGAAUGAUACGAGGUUGAUAUACAAGGAGAAGUUUGUCCGAGCCUAUAGCCGCAAUGUGUAUCAUUUUAGCAACACGAGCACCAACAGGGUAGAGAGUGCUCAUUCUUCUGCAAAGGGUUGGUUAAAUGCUUCGACCGGAGGUCUGGAUAACGUGCAAGGCAAACUUCGUGACCAAGUUUAUAUCCAAAUUAGUCAGCAGAAGUGGGAAUUUUCAUUAUCACCCAAGAUAAGGAAGCAUAAUAUAGCAUAG
This is a messenger RNA of Erythranthe guttata (spotted monkey flower), 984 nucleotides long. Lineage: Eukaryota; Viridiplantae; Streptophyta; Magnoliopsida; Lamiales; Phrymaceae. The record is from RefSeq and is a predicted model, not a curated record.